AUAUUUCAAGAUUAAAUUUAUGAAACAAGGAGAAUAAUAGGGUUAAAUGGAUUCUGAAUUUUAAAAGUCAAAACUACAAAAAACUGAAAGGAAAUAGCAUAAUAUUUCUUUUAAUCAACUGGAAAAAAAUGGAGAGUUGUUUACUUAAAAUCAUUUAUAAGUUAGUUUAGAGUAUUAUUAUUGAAGUAUAUAUUAGUAAAAUACCAGCUGAGUAAUUUGAAACAUAAUGUUAGGUGAAGAGUAAUAAGUAAAUAAAAAAAAAUUCAUCUACUAAUUCGUUUCAUAAUUUGGUAACACAAACUCAACUAAUAUUAACAACUAUAAAAGUAUUUCAUGAGAAAUAUGAAAUUAUAAAAAUUUUAAAAGAAAACCAAUAAUGUCAAGUAAGUUUUUUUUUAAGAUGAUAUUAGAUUGUACUAUGUAGAAAUAUUAUAACUAAAGAAUGUGUUGUAGCAAAAAUAUGUACGUAAUGGCAAUUAGUAAGAUUAUAAAGCUAUUUUAAGUUUGGAGUGAAUAGUGAAAUAAAAGUUUGCAAGACCUUGUAAAAGUAACCUCAUUCAAAAUUAAUGAAGAUGUUAGAAAUGUUUACUGAUAAAGAUACUCAUAUAUUUGUAUAUGAGUAUAUGAAUGGAGGUACUUUAUUUGAAUACAUGCAGGAGAAACAACUUAAAUUAGAAGAGUCAGAGAUAAGAAUUAUAUUUAAACAACUAUUAAAAGCUCUUUAAUAUUUGCAUUCUCUUAAUAUAAUUCAUCGGGAUUUAAAAUUAGAUAAUAUUAUGUUUAAAGUAAAAGGAGAUAUAAAAUCAUUAAAAAUAAUUGAUUUUGGUUAUUCAACAUUACUUUCAGAUGCAAAAGGUAUGGAAUCAAGAUGUGGAACUCCUGGAUAUGUUGCUCCAGAAAUCUACUAAUAGUCACAUACUUAUAAUUAAUUAUGUGAUAUUUAUAGUCUAGGAGCAAUUAUGCAUGUUUUAGCAACAGGAAAACGUAUAUAUUCUUUUAAAUUGACUUAAAAAAAAAUUUGUGAGCUCAAUUAAUUAAAUUAAUUUCAAAUCAGCAAGAAUCUAAAAUGCCCAUUAUUACUAGAACUAAUUACUUAAAUGUUAAACGAACCUAGUAAAAGACCUUCAGCUCAAAAAUGUUUAAUUCAUCCUUACUUUAUUAAAUUAUCAAACCUAAAAACAUCGAAUGAAUAAAUAAAUCAACAGUAUUAAUAUACAUUUUUAUUUUUAGAAUUUAUAAGCUUUCAUUUCCUUAAUUCAAGAAUCCCUUUAAAUAUUUCUAAUGA
Molecule: messenger RNA, 1285 nt
Organism: Paramecium sonneborni
Lineage: Eukaryota; Ciliophora; Oligohymenophorea; Peniculida; Parameciidae
Source: the annotation of a GenBank genome assembly